UUUGUACCACUCUACAAGAUCCGUUCGGAUAUUUUACGUUUCGGGUCGGAUAACAGGUCGGGUUUUUCGGUUCGGGUUCGGUUCGGAUUUCGGAUUCGAGAUUUUAUGCCCAUGCCUAAUCAUAUAUCAUACGAAACGACGGCGUUUCGCCGUCCCUUUUGUGUUCUUCACUUUAUUAAAGGAAGCGCGAAGCAGAAAACCCUAAACCCCCAAAUCGAGAAAGAGAGAGAGGCAGACCCAAGUGUACAGAUUCACGCAGUUCUUAGCUCGAGAAGAUGAUUAUCCCUGUACGAUGCUUUACAUGCGGAAAGGUGAUUGGAAACAAGUGGGAUGCGUAUCUUGAUCUUCUCCAGCUAGACUACACUGAAGGGGACGCACUUGAUGCGCUCAACUUAGUUAGAUACUGCUGCAGGCGUAUGCUAAUGACGCAUGUUGAUCUGAUUGAGAAGCUUCUCAACUACAACACUUUGGAAAAAUCAGACAACAGUUAGAGGAGGAUGCAAAUCUGCUGAAAGAGGAUUCAACCUUAAAAUAUGUAUGAAAACUCUGUGUUUGGUGUAGAAACUUGAAUCGAUCUGAAUAUUAUGGGGUUUUUGAAGACGCUGGUGUUUUGUCAUAUGUAUGUCAGUGACUCCGUGUGAUUCAGUGUUAUAAUUUUAUGAGCUGAACGAAUUGUUUUCCUUUUGAGUAAUUAAUCUUUCAGUAGAUUCAUGA
Messenger RNA from Brassica napus (rape), 714 nucleotides. Its product is annotated as DNA-directed RNA polymerases I, II, and III subunit RPABC5. The record is from RefSeq and is a predicted model, not a curated record. Lineage: Eukaryota; Viridiplantae; Streptophyta; Magnoliopsida; Brassicales; Brassicaceae. Bases 276 to 491 code for a protein of 71 amino acids. Gene Ontology annotation, cellular component: RNA polymerase I complex; RNA polymerase III complex; RNA polymerase II, core complex. Gene Ontology annotation, biological process: transcription by RNA polymerase I; tRNA transcription by RNA polymerase III; transcription by RNA polymerase II. Gene Ontology annotation, molecular function: DNA-directed RNA polymerase activity; zinc ion binding; DNA binding. The transcript is spliced from 4 exons.